UACAUAUUGGGUCUUAUUUGCAAUUCUAAUCAGGUUGAUUAUUAUGACCAUGACACUUUAACUUUGGUCCCAGUUAUAUGCUAAUUUAUUGGUUAACAGGUAGUAUACCGAGAGAAGUUGGAAACUUAACAACAUUGAAAGAGAUCUACCUUGAUAAUAAUAAUUUCAUAGAAAUUCCAAAUGAAAUCGGCACUUUAGGUCAACUAGAAGAAUUGUUUGUGCAAAACAAUGCCCUCGAAGGAAAUGUUCCUAUGCUAGUCUUCAACAUGUCUUCUUUGAUUACUUUGACUCUAAAAGGAAACUAUUUGAAGGGUAGACUUCCAGACAAUGUGUGCCAGAAUCUUCUUCAUGUUCAACACUUGAAUUUCGCUCAGAAUGAGCUUGAAGGUCCACUUCCAUCCAAAUUUUGGCAAUGCAACCAACUUGUUAAUAUAGUUUUGGCGCGUAACAACUUCAAUGAAAGCAUACCCAAAAGUAUUGGGAACGCAACCCAAUUGAAACAGAUUGAGCUUAGCGAAAACAAUUUGACAGGUACUAUACCAUAUGAGAUUGGUCAUCUUCCAAACUUAGAGAUAUUGGACCUCGGUGGUAAUAAUCUGAAUGGUCUCAUCCCAACCACAAUCUUCAACAAGUCCACAACAAUGUUUAUACAACUAGAUAAUAAUCAGCUCUCAGGCAGCCUUCCAACAAAUAUAGGUCUUGGGCUUCCAAACCUGCAAGAGUUCGCCAUAGGAGAAAAUAAACUAAGUGGAGAAAUCCCCAAAUUCAUCUCCAAUGCUUCUCAGCUCACGCUCCUAGCGAUGUCACAUAACUUCUUUUAUGGCUUUAUUCCUAGCACAUUGUGUUUUAACAAACCUUCAAGUACUUUCUCUAGCGGGGAAUAA
This is a messenger RNA of Rosa rugosa (rugosa rose), 884 nucleotides long. Its product is annotated as leucine-rich repeat receptor-like serine/threonine-protein kinase RGI4. Gene Ontology annotation, molecular function: protein binding. The coding region runs from base 78 to 884 and encodes 268 amino acids. NCBI's taxonomy places the organism in Eukaryota, Viridiplantae, Streptophyta, Magnoliopsida, Rosales, Rosaceae. The record is from RefSeq and is a predicted model, not a curated record. The transcript is spliced from 3 exons.